UAUGCACACAGAUCACAGAACUGUGUGUCUCAGUCGUUAACUCCUCGACCUGCUUCACAGGCCUCAUGGCUUUGGCAAUUAAUAUAUCCACAGAGCAUAAAAAUCUUACACAGACACCUCUGCUCAAGAUCUGGGUGCCAUGGAUUGGAGGCAACUUGAACCGCAGGAGAGGGUCCUCUGUGCCUCAGUUCUGUAACUCUCCCACAAUGAUUGUGAUGGUUGGAUUGCCAGCCAGAGGGAAGACAUACAUUUCCAAGAAGCUCACUCGUUACCUGAACUGGAUCGGGGUUCCAACAAAAAUGUUUAACGUGGGUCAGUACCGCAGGGAGGCCGUCAAGAUCUAUAAAAACUUUGAAUUCUUCAAACCUGAUAAUGAGGAAGCCAUGAAGAUUCGCAAGGCCUGUGCAGCAGCUGCACUCAAAGAUGUUGCUUUGUACUUCACAAAGGAACAGGGGCAAGUAGCCGUAUUUGAUGCUACAAACACCACAAGAGAGAGGAGGGCAAUCAUUCUUAGUUUUGCAAUGGAAAUGGGCUACAAGGUGUUCUUUGUAGAAUCCAUCUGUGAUGACCCAGAAAUCAUUGCAGAGAAUAUCAAGCAAGUAAAAUUCGGCAGCCCUGAUUAUGCAGACCGUGACAUAGAUGAAGCCAUGGAAGACUUCAUCCAGCGCAUCGACUGUUACAGGGCAAGCUACAUGCCUAUAGAUGAUGAGAAAGACAGGAAACUCUCCUACAUAAAGAUCUUCGAUGUGGGCAGUAGAUACCUUGUGAACCGGGUCCAGGACCACAUUCAGAGCAGAAUAGUCUACUACCUCAUGAACAUACACGUCACACCAAGAUCCAUCUACCUGAGCCGCCACGGAGAGAGUGAACUCAACCUGUUAGGUCGGAUUGGUGGAGACACAGGCUUAUCCCCUAGAGGACAAAAGUAUGCUAGUGCCCUGGCGACCUUCAUCAAGGGACAGAAAAUCAGUGACCUCAAGGUGUGGACGAGUCACAUGAAGAGGACCGUCCAGACUGCAGAGGCUCUGGGAGUCCAGUAUGAACAGUGGAAGGCUCUUAAUGAGAUAGAUGCGGGUGUAUGUGAGGAACUAACUUAUGAGGAAAUUCAGGAGAAUUUCCCAGAAGAAUUUGCACUGAGAGACCAGGACAAAUAUCGCUAUCGGUACCCAAAGGGUGAGUCCUAUGAAGAUCUAGUCCAUCGUCUAGAGCCAGUCAUCAUGGAGCUGGAGAGGCAGGAAAAUGUUUUGGUCAUUUGCCACCAAGCUGUGAUGCGCUGCCUGUUAGCCUAUUUCCUUGACAAACCUGCAGAUGAGCUGCCUUAUCUAAGAUGCCCUCUUCACACUGUGCUCAAGCUCACACCGAUAGCCUACGGGUGUAAGGUUGAGUCAUUUUUCCUCAAUAUUGAAGCUGUCAACACACACAGAGAGAGGCCAGUGAAUGUCAACAUCACCAGAAAACCAGAGGAAGCUCUGCAGACUGUUCCUGACCACAUAUAAACACUGUUUGCUGGGAAACUGAGUUAUGUGAAACUGGAUUUGUUACUACUGAUAAGCUUCACUAAAUUUUAGAGAUGCACUCCAGUCACAGCUGAAUGUGGGGAAAUAGAAGACAGGAGGUCUUUGAAGCUGAAGAGGUGAUUCUAGACACGGGACUACAUCGACACCGAAGCACAAGGAGUGAGUGAAAAGGGCAUAACCUACAGCUGGCUCUGUUUUCAGGAUGUCUGUGGAAUAUUUCUGUCUUAUCAGACUUAAUGUGGUUUUCUUUUCUGAAAGCACACAGUGUUUACAAAUGAUUUAUAGACAGUAAUAAUGCGCUUUGUCUUGAGCUGAAGGCAAGAAUAAAAUUGUAGAUGUAGAUGGGUUUUCAUUGUCACUCUUAACCUGGGCCUUCAUGUACAUUUAACUGUGGUACAGAUAAAAUGUGUUGUUGAUCAUCAAGUUAUGUAAUUAGGAAUCAGCACCAUGGACAGCACCCAAACAAAACAUUUACUUUAUACUUGGAUGACUGUAACUACUGUAAUGAAAAUUAAAUAGCAUGGUGAGUUUGAAUAAAUGAAAAUUGUACAUAGAAAAUAUAUA
Molecule: messenger RNA, 2081 nt
Organism: Pelmatolapia mariae (spotted tilapia)
Lineage: Eukaryota; Metazoa; Chordata; Actinopteri; Cichliformes; Cichlidae
Product: 6-phosphofructo-2-kinase/fructose-2,6-bisphosphatase-like
Exons: 14
Coding region: 66-1496 (476 amino acids)
Biological process (GO): fructose 2,6-bisphosphate metabolic process; fructose metabolic process
Cellular component (GO): cytosol; 6-phosphofructo-2-kinase/fructose-2,6-biphosphatase complex
Molecular function (GO): 6-phosphofructo-2-kinase activity; ATP binding; fructose-2,6-bisphosphate 2-phosphatase activity
Source: RefSeq, a predicted model, not a curated record